Conger conger (European conger) is the source of this 2929-nucleotide messenger RNA. Its product is annotated as zinc finger protein ZIC 3-like. NCBI's taxonomy places the organism in Eukaryota, Metazoa, Chordata, Actinopteri, Anguilliformes, Congridae. Gene Ontology annotation, molecular function: DNA-binding transcription factor activity, RNA polymerase II-specific; RNA polymerase II cis-regulatory region sequence-specific DNA binding. Gene Ontology annotation, cellular component: nucleus. The transcript has 3 exons. Bases 264 to 1604 code for a protein of 446 amino acids. Gene Ontology annotation, biological process: regulation of transcription by RNA polymerase II; central nervous system development. The record is from RefSeq and is a predicted model, not a curated record.
UUCACUAGUAAGGGGGGUAAAGUUUGAUCCUCUUUCUCGAGGAUCAUAGUUACAUGUUUUUCCUCCUCCCGUUAGUGAAGGGAAGGAUUCUGCUUGUUUUUUUGUCGGCUAUUUUCCCUUUUCAAAAUUAGCCAACAUUUCGGCUUAAAUUGAACAAUUUAGAGUUCGCCGUAGUGCAAUUUCGUCUAGGCUAUAGGUUCAAACAGUUUACUAGCAAUUUGUUUUCUUUUUUACGUUGGCGAGCUUUUUUUAUUUUCUUCCUGAUGACUAUGCUUCUUGACAGCGGUCCACAGUUCUCGGCGCUAGGUGUUGGGGGCUUUGCAACGCCGAGACACCAUGAGAUGGGGAACAGGGACGGUGGGUUCAAUCCCUUCGGAGAUUCUUCCCAUUCCGCAGCAUUCAAACUCAGCCCCGUGACUCACGAUAUCAGCUCCAGUCAGACAUCCGCGUUCACCGCGCAAGCCUCCGGAUACGCAGCUGCCCUCGGACACCACCACGGCGGGCAAGUGGGCUCAUACAGCAGCGGUGCUUUCAAUUCCACCAGGGACUUUUUGUUAAGGAACCGCGGAGGUGGCAUCGGAGAGUCCGCAGCAAGUAGUGCUCAACAUGGAAUCUUCGGUCCUUCGACGGGUAGUCUUCACGGACCCCCUGGGCUCUCUGAUAACCCGGGGCAUCUCCUAUUUCCUGGUCUGCACGAGCAGUCGGCGAGUCACCAUUCCCCUAAUGGACACAUAGUAAACAGUCAAAUGCAUUUGGGUUUACGCGGGGAUAUUUUUGGAAGACCAGACCCUUACCGACCAGUCGCCAGCCCCCGCACGGACCAUUAUGGCACUGCUCAACUUCACAACUACAGUCAUCCGAUCAAUAUGAACAUGGGAAUGAACGUUCCCCCACACCACGGCCCCGGAGCGUUCUUCAGAUACAUGAGGCAACCGAUAAAACAAGAAAUGUCCUGUAAAUGGAUUGACGAGAAUCAGAUGAACCGACCCAAAAAAACAUGCGAUAGGACUUUCAGCACCAUGCACGAAUUGGUGACGCAUGUCUCCAUGGAACAUGUUGGCGGUCCCGAACAAAGUCACCACAUUUGCUUUUGGGAGGAUUGUCCCAGGGAAGGGAAAUCUUUUAAAGCCAAAUACAAACUCGUAAAUCACAUCAGAGUACACACAGGAGAGAAACCAUUCCCCUGCCCUUUCCCUGGCUGUGGAAAAAUAUUUGCCAGGUCGGAAAAUUUGAAAAUACAUAAAAGAACUCAUACAGGUGAAAAGCCCUUCAAAUGUGAGUUCGAUGGCUGCGACAGGCGCUUUGCAAACAGCAGCGACAGAAAAAAACACAUGCACGUGCACACUUCAGACAAGCCAUACAUCUGCAAAGUGUGCGACAAGUCCUACACACAUCCAAGCUCUCUCAGGAAACACAUGAAGGUGCAUGAGUCUCAAGGCUCAGAGUCUUCACCAGCUGCAAGUUCUGGGUACGAGUCGUCCACACCACCAGCUCUGGUGACAACAAACACAGAAGAAUCCACAAAAACACCGCCGUCAAUCGUGCAAAAUACUGCAUCACAUAACGACGGACUCCCUCCCAACUUUAAUGAAUGGUACGUUUGAAACGGAGCGAAGCAGACUCUCAAAGUACCACUCGCUUAAGGAAACCCUUUCUACGUGCAUCCUAAGGUUUUGAAAUGGGGUAAUGGAGCAACUCUUUGAGGAUAUUAUAGCAUGUCCACGCGCCACCAGGCAUCGUCCUUUCUCAGGAUUUUGAGAGUGACUUCCACGUGAGAAGCAGACAACAUAAAUAAUAAAAUAACAGUUUCUACAAAUAAUUAUGGGAUGUCCAUUUUUAGUUUGCAGAUAAUUAUUGUAUUUUUUAUUUCACGUAUUUUCUCAAAGUCUAUUUAAAAUAAAGAAAAAAGGAAGAAUCUUUCACGGUGUGUCAGGGUGACGCUCGUAUCACCUUUGAAUUGAUUGUUAAAACUUCACACGGUCUUAAUAAACGUGCCAAAGUCUUUGUCUUGAACUUGAACAAAAAUAAAUAAAUACUAAAUAUAUACUCGUGAAUGUAUUUUCCUUGUUUGAUGGGGUCUAAUCUGUUGUCAACGUCCGUUUUCAGGUGGAGAACCGUGGUAUUCAAUUACGAUUGUUACCGUUAAAUAUAUAUACCGUUGCCUUUGGUUUAUAACAAUGUAAAUACAUAUUCAUGAUGCCAUAUUUAUCCAUUUGUAAUUUAAAUAUCGGUAAAAGUUCCGACAUUGAAAUGAUAUUUAUGUAAAUGUUUUCUAACAAGACUGUACAGUUUUGGAUCAUAACCUAAUAUUAAAAAAAUCUUAAAUAUAAAGCUCACAUAUUGCGAUUGUAUCUUUUUUAAAUACACAAUUGUGUCUUGUUCUAAUAUAAAGAAAAUACGAAUUAUAUUAGUAUGGAUUUAAAGUUGUCUAUAUGGAUUUAUUUCCGUCAACUCUGUUUUAGCAUGUGAGGCCGCUAUAGGCCUUCCUCUAGCCCACAAUAUAAUUUAUGUAAAGCUGAAAUGUUUUCUUAUUUAUAAAACGAUUGCAAAGUAAUUCCCUGUCAGUACAAUUUUCCUUUAGAGUCAGGUUCAACUUAUUUGAUGUAUUUUUCUUCAUUAUUUUGGGUGUACGGUAGAUUUCAAGUAGCAUAGGCCUAUAGGCUACAACCUCACUAUGCGCUUCGAGAGUAAUUCAGCAGGCAUGUGACCGAUUCGUUUCUAUGAAAUUAAGUUAAAGACGCAUAUAUGUCAGAUAUAUUCCAAUCGGAAUUAAUAUGAAUACGUCCAAUACGUGAGUGAAAACACCCCAAAACUAAUAUUGAGUUAUUUAUGGUUCCAGAAUCGAUUGUCUUUGUGGAUGCAAAAUGUGUUUUAGUGUGUGCAUCAGUGUUGCAGCACAGUAACUUAAAAUAAAUAAAAGGUUUCUGUU